Messenger RNA from Esox lucius (northern pike), 1607 nucleotides. RefSeq names its product EEF1A lysine methyltransferase 2 (gene eef1akmt2). The transcript has 6 exons. The record is from RefSeq and is a predicted model, not a curated record. Gene Ontology annotation, biological process: peptidyl-lysine dimethylation; peptidyl-lysine monomethylation. Gene Ontology annotation, cellular component: cytoplasm. The coding region runs from base 65 to 784 and encodes 239 amino acids. Gene Ontology annotation, molecular function: protein-lysine N-methyltransferase activity. Lineage: Eukaryota; Metazoa; Chordata; Actinopteri; Esociformes; Esocidae.
CCAUCGUGACAACGUGAAUGAGUUUGUUACUUUACUAGCGAUUUAGCUGCUUUAGCAUACACUAAUGCUACGUCGCAUGGAUUCCAUUGAAUGCACUCGUGGUAGACAAGAUUCUUCAAAAAUCGAAGAAAACUUGGACAAAGAUGAUUUUACACCCUCGAAUCUCGGAACAAAAGAUUACUGGGAUGAUGCGUACCAGAGGGAAUUGCAGACAUUCAAAGAUAUUGGAGACGUCGGUGAGAUAUGGUUUGGAGAAGAGAGUAUGGACCGAGUGCUGCGGUGGAUGGAAAAAGAGAAAAUCCCAGAAAAUGCUGCCAUUCUUGAUAUUGGCACAGGCAACGGUGUCCUCUUAGUUGAACUGGCCAAAAGUGGAUACACAAAUCUCACAGGUAUUGAUUAUUCUGCAGCCUCUGUGGAACUUGCAAGAAGUAUAUUACGGGCAGAAAACAUACCUAAUGUGGAACUCAAGGAGAUGGACUUCUUGAGCUGCUCUGGAGAGCUGAGCUGCUUUGAUUUAUGCAUUGACAAGGGCACAUUUGAUGCCAUAAGUCUGAACCCAGCCAACACUGAGGAGGGCAAAACAUGUUAUGUCCAAGCCCUUAGAGGGGCACUGAAGGAGGACGGUCUAUUUGUUAUCACAUCUUGUAACUGGACUAAGGAACAGCUACUACAGAUGUUCAGCCAAGGGUUUGGUUUUGUGAAAGAGUUACCUACACCCUGCUUCCAGUUUGGUGGCAAGACUGGCAACAGUGUGACAGCAAUCAUCUUCAAACGACUACACUGACAUUUGCCAUCAAGCAAGUUGUAUAAAAGUUGUUUUCAUGGACUCUUACACAAUCAUCAAAUGCUGAAUUUAACAUUUUAAUUUGUAAAAUUGUUUGAGAAAAUAUAUUAUCAACAGAAAUCAGUAUUCCCCUUAAUUAAGUAAAAAAUGUAUGACUUUCUUUUAAAUGUUUCUAAUUUGAUCUGCAAUUGUUCUGAUUUUAAUCAUUUGAUAUUGAUAUUAUUAUUAUUAACUUGCCACUCCUCCUGACAUGAACAUAUCACUGUACCUGAUUUCCUUUCACAAAGUGUAUGUAAAAUGUAAAGGUUAAUGUAAUAAUGAGAGCCAUCCAAAUUAUUUUUCUGUUUUUUACCAGGCAGGUAUGACUAAGAACACCUUCUUAUGACCUGGAAGCAAUUGAGGUUAACUGCCAUGCCUUUUCACCUUACUGUAUCUGCUCUAUCAUCUUGCCGGCCCUAUUUCCUUUGUUAUUAUGAAUGUUUUUUCCAUAUUAGUGGAUUCGCCUGCAUGUAUUCCAUAGUUCAGGGGAAAUAUGCACAGAUUGUGCAAUGCGUGUGUGUGUUUCUGACUUAACUACAUACAGAAAAUGUCCCCAACUGGGACAGAAAAGGUCUUGCUAAUGGGUCAUUUUUUAGUUUUAGUAAGUUAGAUUUUAUUUUAUUUAAGGGCACUAAACUUUGGUGUCCCUAUUACAAACAUAUCAUUACUUUUUUUUUUCCAUCUAGCUGGUUUGCAAAUUUAAUUUCAGUACUAGACAGUUUUAACCUGGUUUUGCAUACAUGUACCAGUAAAGGCAAAUGGAUACAAAAGUUACCAUCAUGGA